Zea mays is the source of this 1630-nucleotide messenger RNA. RefSeq lists its product as uncharacterized. The transcript is spliced from 6 exons. The record is from RefSeq and is a predicted model, not a curated record. Lineage: Eukaryota; Viridiplantae; Streptophyta; Magnoliopsida; Poales; Poaceae. The coding region runs from base 113 to 1456 and encodes 447 amino acids.
CGGAACCGGGAGCCCCGGAAAGAGCUCAACGCCGCCUAGGAGCUCGCUCCACCCAAGAAACGGUGCGCAGAGCGCCCGGUUCCUCCCCCGCCUGCGUGCGACGGCCUUGGUGAUGGCGUACCGUCGGAAGCAGGCCAUCCAGCGAUCGGCCACCUUCGUCGAGGACCACCGCCAGACGUCGUCGGGCGGCUCCGCGUCGCCGGCCGUCGCGUCCCCGCGCGCCACGCGGUUCGCGGACGACAGCCGCCGCCCAGACCGCUCCUCUUGCCUCGCCGCGCAGGCCAUGGCGACCUCGUCCGACGCGCGUGGGGAUGGGGACCUAACGCUACCUUCCUUCAGCGAGCGCCUCCCCACCGCGGCGGCGGCGUCCCAGUGCGCCGCCGAGCCGAGUAGCCCGGUGCAGGACCCUGUCACCCAUCUCUACACAUCCACGACGAGCCUAAACGACGAGGGGCCCAAGUACGACCUCGAGCUAUCCAAGAAAGACCACCGGAAGCAUGGGUUCUGGGGGCUUGUGGCUCAGAAAGCCAAAGUCAUGCUGGACGAAAACGGCACACCACGCCCUCAGGCUAAGACCUCUGAAUCGCUCUGGUCCUACGAUCGGGUCCAAGGAUCGUUGGGAGGCAGGCUGGACAUCAGAGGGAAGAUCAAGGACGUUCUUCAGCAGGAGGGCCUGCUGGUGGUGGCCGACAGCACGACGCCCGGCACCAGCGGCGGUGUCGUCGUCGCUGCCCGGAAGCUGCAGAUCAGGAGGAAGGCGUGCAGCAUGGCGAACCUGACUCCGGCCACCCCCGACAUGGAGUCCCCUCGGAUCAUCAAGGCCUCUCGCGACGUAGCGAACGCCAUGGCGGCCAAGUUGAAGCUGCUGCAGCGGGAGCUCAAGGCACUGAAGGCCGACCUGUCCUUCUCCAAGGAGUGGUGCGCGCAGCUGGAGGAAGAGAACCGGCUGCUCCGGGACGGCAACCACGACGCCGACGAGGACCUGAUACGGCAGCAGCUGGAGACGCUGCUCGCGGAGAAGGCGCGGCUGGCGCACGAGAACACGGCGUACGCCCGCGAGAACCGGUUCCUGCGGGAGGUCGUCGAGUACCACCAGCUCAACAUGCAGGACGUCGUCGGCCUCGACGACGACGAUAUCGACGCCGACGCCGAUUACGACGUGGAGUUGGAGGCUGAGCAGUACCAAGAUCGCCGCAGGUCCCUGCCGUUCCACCAACUCGUGCUGGAGGAAGAGGAGCACCAGGCGGCCGAUCCGGGCACCGAGCCGCAGUCGCCGUCUCGGUGCACGGAGUCGCCGCGAAUGCUAAGCACGAACAGCGGCGGCAGCCCUGACCACGAGUCGUCGCAGCGGAUGCUGAACACGAACAGCGGCGUCGGGAUUGCAAUCGAAUCCCCUAGGAAUAGGAUGCUCAGCACAAACAGCGGCGAGUCGACCCAGAGCUUCGAUCAAGAAUGAUGCUCCUUUUUUGCCAGAAACGAGCAAACGACGAAGGGCGGCUGAUGGUUCUUCGUCUCUGAUUUGUCAUUGCGAUUUAUUAGAUUCUAAUUCACCUGAUCAAUCCUUCUUUCGACUCCAGUCCCAUUGUAGUUUUCUCGCUUAUAUCUAGUGACCAAAUACUCUUUCGGAUGA